UCCAUUUCUGGCUAUAAAUGACAGGACAAGAAUCAUUGAGAGUGAACAGAGAGAAGCAAGCAAGCUAGCUCGUAAGAGAGGUAUGGGAUCCAUUUCGAAGCCUCAUGUUGUUGUGAUCCCAUGUCCACUCCAAGGUCAUCUAAAGACUAUGCUUAACCUUGCAAAGCUUCUUCACUACAAAGGUCUUCACAUCACGUUUGUCAACACAGAAUUCAAUCACAAACGUUUCCUUAGGUCAAGAGGACCUCAUGCCCUUGACGACUUGCCUGGCUUCCAUUUUAGAACCAUUCCUGAUGGCCUCCCUCCUUCAGAUAUUGAUGCCACCCAAGACAUACCUUCUCUUUGUGAUGCCAUGAACAAGAAUUUCUUAGCACCCUUUAAAGAUCUUCUUUUACAACUCAAAAAUACCGUAUCGGAGAACAACCCUCCGAUUACCUGCGUUGUUUCUGAUCCCUUCGCUCCGAUCUCCAUCAAAGCUGGGGAAGAAGUUGGUCUUCCAGUUGUGAUGUAUGCCACUGUGAAUGCAUGUGGCUAUAUGGGAUUUAAACAGCUCCAUGCUCUUAGAGAGAGAGGCUUCACCCCAAUCAAAGGUAAUUCACAUGCUAGUCCAAGCAAAGUGGCUUUAUUACACCAUUAUACAACUUCUUUACCAGAAUGGGAUACCACUUUCUUGUAUGAACCCAAAUCAGUGGUGUAUGUGAAUUUUGGAAGCAUUACAGUGAUGACAGCUGAUCAACUUGUGGAGUUUGCAAUGGGAUUAGUUAAUAGUAAUAUCCCAUUCUUGUGGAUUAUAAGGCCAGAUUUGGUCAUCGGUGAAUCAGCUGUUUUACCAGCUGAAUUUGCAGAGGAAACUGAAAGGCGUGGCUUUAUUACAAGUUGGUGUCCCCAAGAGGAAGUGCUUAACCAUCCAGCAGUUGGAGGGUUUCUAACUCAUAGUGGCUGGGGUUCAACCAUUGAGAGCUUGUGUGCUGGUGUUCCAAUGGUGUGUUGGCCCUUCUUCGCUGAUCAAGCAAUGAACUGUAGAUAUAGCUGCAAUGAAUGGGGAGUUGGAAUGGAGAUUGAUAAUAACGUCAAGAGGGAAGAAGUGGAGAUGCUGGUGAAGGAGUUAAUGGAAGGGGAAAAGGGUGAGAAAAUGAGGGGAAAGGCUAUGGAGUGGAAAAGGUUGGCUGAAGAAGCUGUUGGGCCAGAGGGUACAUCAUCCAUUAAUUUGGACAAGUUCAUCCAUGAAAUAAUCUCUUCAAACAAUUAGAUCGUCACACUAGAAAUAAAAAAUUCAUGAAAAGAUCAAAUUUCGUUCGUCUGUGAAAAGAUCGAAUUUCCUUCCCUGUCUGUUGCCUUCUAUUGGAAUUUAAAUAUCAUAAUAAAUAAAUGCUUCAUUUUCGAA
Molecule: messenger RNA, 1384 nt
Organism: Populus euphratica (Euphrates poplar)
Lineage: Eukaryota; Viridiplantae; Streptophyta; Magnoliopsida; Malpighiales; Salicaceae
Product: 7-deoxyloganetin glucosyltransferase-like
Exons: 3
Coding region: 83-1249 (388 amino acids)
Molecular function (GO): quercetin 7-O-glucosyltransferase activity; quercetin 3-O-glucosyltransferase activity
Source: RefSeq, a predicted model, not a curated record